GUGUUUGAUUAAGAUUCCUUGCAUGACCCACACCUUUCACCUUACAUAUAUUCCCUCUUCAUAUACAAAUGAAAACCCAGUAGCUGAUCCUUAAUUCGCACAAUCCAACAUUCCCAAUUCCAUACAAGAAACCACCAUCUUAUUCUCUUCUUUGGCCCUCCCAUCUCUCCCUCACCAAAAUGGUUCCUGAGUUGGAGAAAAUGCAGAAGCCUCGAAUCACAGAGAUACAAGUCCGGAUGGACUGUAAUGGAUGCGUACAGAAGAUCAAAAAGGCAUUGUAUGGCAUCAAUGGGAUAUAUGAUCUCUAUAUCGAUUUCCCACAGCAGAAACUAACAAUAGUUGGAUGGGCUGACCCUGAAAAGAUCGUCAAGGCUAUCAAGAAGACGAGAAAGAUAGCCACCAUCUGCUCCCACAUAGAACCAAGUGAUCCCCCUACUCAACCUGCAGCACCAGCACCAGUUGAAGGUGGACAACCAGCCCCUGAUGCCGCAAACCCUCCACCUACUGAAUCCCCACCAGCAGAAGCUGCUCCACCUACAGAACCUCCCAAAGACCCACCACCGCCUGAAAAUCCGGCUCCUGAAGUGACACCAUCACCUGUGGCUGCUGAGGCUGCUGCACCACAGCAAGCUCACCACCACCACAAUGGCCCCAAAGACAUCGAAGAGAUCCACAUAAUACAUCACCAUCCACCUGAGUAUGGCCAUGGGUACAGCUAUGGUGGGCAUUGGAACAACUAUCCUAGUGGACGUGGUUUCCGACCUGAGCCACCUGUUUAUGUCACUCACAGCUACAACAACUAUAAACCAUCUCCUUCCAUCUCUGCACAUGAGUACGUUCGGUCACCACCUCGACACACCCGUUACACUCGUCCGGAGCACUACACUGAAGAUUACCAUAACCGCAGUAACAGUGACGGAAACAUCACCUCGAUGUUUAGCGAUGAGAAUCCAAAUGCUUGUAGAAUAGUCUAGAGAGAGAAAGAGAGGUUUGUACGAAAAAGGCUCUCUUCCUUUUCCCUUCUAAAGAGAGUUCUUGCUAGAAAGUUGAUGGAGGAUAAUUAGAGAAGUUAUUCAUAGUAUAGGUGGUGUUAAUUUCGAAUAGUAACUAAUUAAAUAAGCAUGUAUUAAAGUUGAAAGAAGAAUGAGAUUCUUAGAUUGUAAAUGAAGGGAGAACUGAUCCUGCAUUCCA
This is a messenger RNA of Telopea speciosissima, 1191 nucleotides long. RefSeq names its product proline-rich receptor-like protein kinase PERK10. The coding region runs from base 180 to 974 and encodes 264 amino acids. The transcript has 3 exons. Lineage: Eukaryota; Viridiplantae; Streptophyta; Magnoliopsida; Proteales; Proteaceae. The record is from RefSeq and is a predicted model, not a curated record. Gene Ontology annotation, molecular function: metal ion binding.